Molecule: messenger RNA, 1601 nt
Organism: Solenopsis invicta (red fire ant)
Lineage: Eukaryota; Metazoa; Arthropoda; Insecta; Hymenoptera; Formicidae
Product: zinc finger protein 622
Exons: 3
Coding region: 222-1511 (429 amino acids)
Biological process (GO): ribosomal large subunit biogenesis
Cellular component (GO): preribosome, large subunit precursor
Molecular function (GO): nucleic acid binding; zinc ion binding
Source: RefSeq, a predicted model, not a curated record
GACGAAUAUAUGCGCAAAAGUUACUCUUCAGCGGAGUACGCUAAAAACGGAAAAAGGAAACGGCAAAAUCGGCGGAAUAAAGCCGCUACCAAUCAUAAACGUUCUGCAGUUCCGCCAUUCCGCAUCCCAUGUGAGCGCACCCGCAGGUUCCUCCAUGACUACACUAUACACUACACUCACUACACUCACUACGGCCAACUACGGCAAGGAUCAUAAAUCGCAUGAACACGUGUGAGAACAUAUCUAUCGGAAGAUUUUUUAAGAUCAUUGAUUUUAGUUUGCAAUUAAGUACAUAUUCCUCAAAAUAUUGUAUUAGAAAUUCUAUCAAUCCUAGGGACGCAUUAACCAAGUGUUAUUCAAACAAUACAAUGGAUACUUCGGAGGAUUUACAGCAUAAAGAAUGUUUUACUUGUUUAACUUGUAAAGUAAAAUUUACAGAUUUGACAGUAUUCAGAGAUCAUUAUCGUUCCGAAUGGCAUAGAUAUAAUAUGCAUGUAACAGUGAAUGGAUUACCUUCAAUCACUCUUGAAGACUUCCAAAAGAAGGAAGCAAUUUAUCGUCAGAAUACUGCAAACCAAACUAAGGAAAAGCACAUUUGUAAGGUCUGCCGAAAAAAGUUUAAUACUCAAAAACAGUAUGAAAAUCAUCUGGUAUCAAAGACUCACAAAAAUAAAUUGGAACAAAAAAAUAAAAAUGUAUUUGUUGAGUCUCCUUUUUACAAAUCUACAAACAUAAAAACUAUGUCCAAUGAAAAUCAAGAGGAAAUCGAAACAGAUUCCGAUGUGGAAUCUUUGGAUUCAGAUGAGUGGCUCGAGGACUCAAAGUAUCAUAUUUAUGAAAAUAAUUGCCUCUUUUGUGAUCGUCGUGGUACAUCCAUAACAUGCAUCAUGAGACACAUGACAAAGAAGCAUUCAUUUUUCGUACCUGAUUUUGAGUACUGCGUAGAUCUAGCUGGCCUAUUAGAAUAUUUAGAACAGAAGAUAUUUACUGAAUUCAAAUGCAUUUGGUGCAAUGAGUCAGGAAGAAAAAUGCGAAGUGCAAAUGCGGUCAAGAUGCAUAUGAUCGACAAAGGCCACUGUAAGAUGUUGUUUGAAGAAGAGACAAUGCUUGAAUAUUCGUCUUUUUAUGAUUACUCGUCCAGUUAUCCAGUCGUCGAGAAUAGCGAUGUGAUCGAUGAAGAGUUGCCAGAACCACCGGAGAUUUUAGAUGAUGGGUCUUACACAAUGACUUUACCGUCCGGCAAGUCAAUCGUCCAUCGUGACUUAGCGCUUUACUAUAAGCAAAAUUUACCUGCGGAACGCAAAGUAACGAUAAAAGAUUUUAAUUAUUGGCUUAAGAAACGCUUGUUUAAGCAAAUAUCAUUUGGUACCGAGAAUAAAAAACUCGAAGCCAACCGGAUAGCAGUACGAGAUACUCGAAAUUUCCAACGAAUCCAAGCAAAGUACUCGACGCAGCUGCAGAUCAAACAGAACAAACUACAAAAACAUUUCAGGCGGCAAACGGAUUUUUAACUAUAAUGGCCAAUUGUACUCUAAUGAUUUUUAGAAAAGAUGUACAAAAAUUAUAAAGAAUAUAAUACAUUGCAUAUAUAAGAUAAAAAA